Molecule: messenger RNA, 2108 nt
Organism: Melitaea cinxia (Glanville fritillary)
Lineage: Eukaryota; Metazoa; Arthropoda; Insecta; Lepidoptera; Nymphalidae
Gene: Vps33B
Product: vacuolar protein sorting-associated protein 33B
Exons: 2
Coding region: 110-2068 (652 amino acids)
Biological process (GO): vesicle-mediated transport; intracellular protein transport
Cellular component (GO): CORVET complex; lysosome
Source: RefSeq, a predicted model, not a curated record
CAGUUUGUCAUAAGUUUUGUAAAUAUUUUUUUGUAAUACGAAUUUUAAAAAAAUAAUUUAGAUCACUUUCCAAAGUCAUUUUCCACAAUAUAACGUUGCAAGAUGAUUAAUGUUGUGGUUUAUUGAAAAAAGUAAAAAAAUGGAGCAACCGCUUUCUAUGAAGCUAGCUUCGUUGAGCCUUAUUUCUCAGCAUAAAUUAGAAAAAAUCCUGGAUCAAUGCGGUAGCAAAGCGGAUUUAAUAAUUGACCCGUCUUUAAUUAAACCAUUGGAAAAAAUAUGUGGUGUUAGUUGGCUAAGACAACAUGGGAUAGAAAAAAUAUACAAAAUGGAUCCACAACUGGGCCCCACGGCAAACACAACUCGAAUCUAUUUAAUACCAGCUGACGUUAAAAAAUACAAAUGUGUUCUUGAUCAAAUUUCAUCACUGUUAAGUCAAAACCAAUCUCUCGCCGAUGCCAAAUGUUUCAAUAUUAUUGUCACACCUAAAGUUAUUUCCACUUUCGAUUCUAUUUUAGAGAAUAGAGGUCUCUAUGAUAUUGUCAAGUUGCAUUCAUUUGCUUGGGAGUUUAUGUAUCUUGACGAUCAGCUCCUUAGCUUAGAAUUGCCGUUUCUUUACAAGCAACUAUUUGUCAAACAAAAUCAUUCAUUAUUGUCAAGUAUUUCUAUGUCAUUGUGGAGCUUAUUCCACGUCACAGGGCGACCUAAAUGUAUUCUGUCCUUAGGCAAGUUAUCAGCAAGCGUGUUAGAUAUAAUGGAGGUGUACAAUGAGAGUUAUUCGAGAGAUUUUACCAAUCCGGAUAUUUCACGUGACUUCGGAGCCUUGAUUUUAAUGGAUAGAAAUCAGGAUUACGCUUCGAGCUUACUCACACCCGCAACAUAUAGUGGGUUACUAAGUGAAAUAUUUGAUGUAAGCUGUGGUCGGUUAGAAAUGAAUGGCAAUGAUACAAAAUUAAAAAGAGGGAAACUUAACUUUACAAUGUCUGAGGCAAAAAGUUCAAAAUCUACAGUAAUAAAUCUAGAUAGUUCUAUGGAUAAUUUAUAUGCUGAAAUUAAACAUAGACAUUUUUCUGAGGUUCUCAGUGUGUUGAGUUCGAAAGCUAAAUUAUUAAAGAAUGAAGAUAUAAAAGCGUUAGGUAUACAGGAGAUGAAGGAGUAUGUCGCAACAAAACUACAGCAAGUGACGCUUUUUAAACAGAAUCUAGUCAAUCACGUUCUAGUGAGCGAAACUAUAAUAUCAGAAAUGAAUAAUAAAUUCGAAAAUCUAACUUUAACUGAGAUCGAAAUGCUUAACAAUAGAAAUAAGAAGUCUAACUUCACAUUUGUGGAUGAGAAUUUUGGUACAGACAUCCAUAUUUACAAUAGUUUGCGGCUUAUGUGUCUUCUCAGCUUAACGCAGGGACUAUCUUAUGAAGAAUACAAUGCCCUUGUCAGCAAGUAUUUAUUAGCCUUUGGAUAUAAAUUUUUAUAUGUUUUCAACAACUUAAUGAAAGCUGGUCUGUUAGUGCAACCUACCAGCCCAAAAUUAACGCUGUCUAACUUAGGGAAUCUAAGUGAUAGGUUACCUAAAUGGCAGAACGAAUUUCAAACAAUUGCCAAUAAGCUAAAGCAAUUACCAUCUAAAUCAGACGAUGGAAAGUCACCGAGUUACGUUUUUAAUGGUGGAUAUGUUCCAUUAGUAGCAGUUAUAUGUAACGCAUUAUUAACCUCAGAAUCAUUACUAGAUGUUCUAACAAAACUGUCAGCUCUUACCGAUUUAAAAGUAGCCGGUGCUGUCGUAGAAAAACUUAAAGAUGGUAUAGGAACUUUAAAUGAAAAGUUAUCAAAUCUCAAUUUGCAGAGUGAUUUGGACUUCGGUUGUAGGGACGCAAAGACGUUAUUGAAAUCACUAAAAGGUAGUAAAAAUGAUUUAAACUUAAAGCCUAGAACGAUAUUAGUGUAUGUAAUUGGUGGAAUAACGUACGCUGAAAUAGCUGCUUGUAAUGUUAUACAAAGUGUUACAUGUAGUAAGAUUAUUAUAGCGAGUGAUUGUAUCGCUAGCGGCAGUGAUUUGAUGGCAGCCAAUACUUGAUAGUGUAGUUUGUCUUCAAAAAUAGAGGUUUUCAAUUCGA